AUGGCGGCGGCAACAACUAACAAGAAUAUGAAAAGCUAUGAUGCUAACGGCGACUUUGAAAAAGAUGACGGUGAAAGAUUCUCACACAAACAAACAAGUCCUAUUCCUCCAUUUCUUAAUGCCAUCAUUGCUUACACAAACCCAACUUCCAUCCACAAACACCUCCUAUUCUCACAUUUUCAAUUCGCACGUAAGUAUCGAUCAUUAUCAAAGAUGAACAUCAAUACUAGUGGAAGGAUCAGUGAUGGUGAGGAUCUGGACCACCAGGACUUAGACGAUUGGGAUAAGGUUAACCUAGAGUGGAUUGUACUGGGUCAGGUAUCUGAGCAUGCUGUUCGGAUUGC
Messenger RNA from Sphenostylis stenocarpa, 344 nucleotides. NCBI's taxonomy places the organism in Eukaryota, Viridiplantae, Streptophyta, Magnoliopsida, Fabales, Fabaceae. The record is from the annotation of a GenBank genome assembly.